AUGGAAGAAAAGGUCGAAGUGCGGAAGAAGGCACGGAAACCAAGGGUAACUCGAGGGAAACAAACCCCAAGUGAUGGAAAUCAAGAAAGGAACACCGAACUCACGUUUCAAUCGGUUCAAAACGUCGAGAAUAACGAAGGUGAAAUUCCAGAAGAGAUGGGUAAUCUUCAGAGGUUGGAGAUCCUAUCCAUCAGAACGGCUAGUCUCACUGGUCUCAUCCCAUCUUUCAUAUUCAACAUCUCUUCUUUAAAGAAGCUUAAUCUUCAAGAAAAUAGUUUAUAUGGUAGUCUACCUGUGCCUGUAUGCUCCCCUCUUCCAAUGCUUGAAGUUGUCUCUCUAUGGAGUAACAAAUUGACGGGAAGCAUUCCAGGAGGAAUCGGAAACUGUACUUCACUCAAACAUUUCAGUCUUGCUGAAAAUAACUUCACAGGUUCAAUACCAGAGGAGAUUGGUAUGCUUCCAAAAAUGGAAGUACUAUAUCUCCAGUACAAUAACUUAAUGGGCUCCAUUCCUGCAACAAUCUUCAGCAUCUCAACAUUACAAAUUAUUGCAUUUACGCAGAAUCAGUUUUCAAGUAAACUUCCAUCAAGUAUAGGUGUUUCGCUACCCAACCUUGAACGACUUCAUCUUGGAGAAAAUGAACUCAGUGGAAUUGUUCCCGAUUCUAUCUCGAAUGCUUCUAAACUAGUUAUAUUAGUUCUUUCCAAUAACAGGUUUAAUGGUUCAAUUCCAAGCUCACUCGGCAACUUAAGACUCCUAGACUAUCUUUACCUAUCAGGAAACAACUUCACUUGUGAAUAUUCUUCCUCUUUUGAAUUGAACUUCCUCACUUCCUUGUCAAGUUGCAGACAAUUAAGAAAAUUGGUGAUCAGUAGCAAUCCUCUAAACGGCAUCCUUCCAGCUUCUAUUGGGAAUCUCUCUGAUUCUCUGGACAAUAUUGAUGCUAGUUAUUGUGGAAUCAGAGGUAGCAUUCCCAGUGAAAUUGCUAACUUAAGCAAUUUAGCUUUCUUAAAUAUAGAUGGCAAUGAGUUGACAGGAUUCAUUCCGAUCACAAUCAAAAAUUUAAGCAAGCUUCAAAUACUAUCUCUUUAUGACAACCAAAUACAAGGAUUCAUACCGAGGUUGGACAUAAUGAUAGAUGUGGCUUGUGCCUUGGAGUAUCUUCACCAUGGUUAUUCAGUGUCUGUGGCUCAUUGUGAUUUGAAACCAAGCAAUGUGUUACUAGAUGAUGAUAUGGUUGCACAUGUGAGUGAUUUCGGCAUUGCAAAGUUGUUAGGUGUGGGGGAGAGCAUUGCACAAACAAGGACAAUAGCAACAUUUGGAUAUAUUGCACCAGGUUCAAUACCAGAGGAGAUCUUUAAUAUCUCAACAUUACAGAUAGUUGGAUUCGCGCAAAAUCAGCUUUCAGGUACCCUUCCAUCAAGUAUAGGUGUUUCGCUACCCAAUCUUGAACGACUUUGGCUUGACGGAAAUGACCUCAGUGGAAUUGUUACCGACUCUAUCUCAAAUGCUUCUAAACUCAUUGAUUUAGAUCUUUCAUCUAACAGAUUUAGUGGUUCAAUUCCAAGCUCACUUGGCAACCUAAGACUCCUUGAGUAUCUCGUGCUACCAGGAAACUACUUCACUUGUGAAUCUUCUUCUUCUGAAUUGAGCUUCCUCACUUCCUUGUCAAGUUGCAGAAAAUUAAACAGAAUAUGGAUCAAUAACAAUCCUCUAAAUGGCAUACUUCCAGCUUCUAUUGGGAAUCUCUCCAAUUCUCUGGCCGAUAUUGAUGCUAGUUAUUGUGGAAUCAGAGGCAGCAUUCCUAGUGAAAUAGAAAACUUAAGCAAUUUAGCUUUCUUACGAAUGAAUGGCAAUGAGUUGACUGGAUUCAUUCCAACCACAAUCAAAAGUUUAACCAAGCUUCAAAGACUAGAUCUUAAUGGAAACCGAAUACAAGGAUUCAUACCAGUUGAUCUAUGCUAUUUAAAGAACCUGGGUGAGUUACACUUGGGAAAAAAUAACCUUUCUGGACUGAUACCGGCAUGUCUAGGGAAUAUUACUUCCCUAAGAUAUUUGGAUCUAGAUUCAAAUAAAUUAAUUUCUAGCAUACCCACAAGUUUGUGGAGCCUCAAGGAUCUCCUAGAACUUAACUUAUCCUCGAAUUAUUUAAGUGGAUAUUUACCACUAGAACUUGGCAAUUUAAAGGUUGCAAUUAGCAUUGAUCUAUCGAUGAACCAAUUCUCAGGACAAAUCCCAAGCACCAUCGGAGGUCUACAAGGUGUGAUUAAUCUUUCUUUCGCACAUAACAGAUUACAGGGACCAAUUCCUCAGUCAAUUGGUAGUUUGAUAGACUUGCAAUUUUGUGACCUAUCCCAUAACAAUCUAUCUGGUGUAAUUCCCAAGUCAUUAGAGGCACUUUCACAGCUGAGAGAGGGUGACGGGAGAUUUGUGACUGUUGGAGUGCAUAGUAGAGGAUUUGAUGGAUCAGUCACGGAUCUUGAUGGAUCGGUGAUGGAACUUGAUGAAUCGGUGAAGAUGGUGAUGCAGAUUUCGGGUGGAGAAGUGAUGGAGUUUGGAAGAUUAGUGAGGGAUUUGGAUGGAUGGUGA
This is a messenger RNA of Camellia sinensis, 2589 nucleotides long. The record is from RefSeq and is a predicted model, not a curated record. NCBI's taxonomy places the organism in Eukaryota, Viridiplantae, Streptophyta, Magnoliopsida, Ericales, Theaceae.